This is a messenger RNA of Hydatigera taeniaeformis, 774 nucleotides long. Lineage: Eukaryota; Metazoa; Platyhelminthes; Cestoda; Cyclophyllidea; Taeniidae. The record is from the annotation of a GenBank genome assembly.
AUGUUCACGUUAGGCUGUGCAUCUCAAACUAUUUUUGGACAUAUCUCUCCCUCGUUUCGUCAGUUCCGCAUUUUCAACGCUUUUUAUUUUAUCUCAAAGGUCGUUAUCAAUUGUUCUAUACCACGAGGUCUAAAUUACCACAAAGCUCGUCCGAACUUUCACCAAUGGCGCGACACCAAGCAGCAUGUAUAUGGACUGAGUUUUGCCUCUUUAGACGAGGCAGAAGCGUUUGCUGCAGCUGUUGAAGCUGCUCUCGAGCAGCUGGCUGCUCUUAAGCGUCAGCAGUCAAGUUCGCAAACACAGGAACUACAGUCAUUGAAGCAGCAACUACCCGGUAACGGACCCACAGUUACGAACCACCAGUUCCAGCAACAAUCACAGCCGCAACAGCAAGUACCACAAUAUCGGGAGCUACAGUCCCAUUACGAUCAGUCCAGUCAUGCAGAAUCGGGUCGUACGAAAAGGACGGCGACCUGUUUGUUGAGUGUUUCCUUGAGCUAUCCUAACGAUGUAGUCUCCCUUCAGGAAGAGGUGGAAUCUCCUGGCUAUGCGGGGAUAUCCAUUCAGCAGAAGACUAUUUCCACCAACGUAGGUGCUAACAGUCGCGGGGAGUAUGCGAUGCCAAACACCGCUCAAUUGCAGCAACAGCAGCAAAUAGCGCCUCAAUCAGAUUUGAAUGGCGGUGGUGGAGGUUACCGUGCACCCUCGAUAUUAAGUGACUCUGGAAGGUCUGUUAACGGAUCAAUUGGAAACGGAAGUGUGGAUGGACGGUAA